AUGAUGGCGGCAAUCAAGAGAUUUUUCGGAGUGCGUUUCGUGGGUCUCGGACUCCUAGUGUUUGGCCUGUUAAUUGUGCUGGUCCAGAUGCUUGCUUUGAAUAGACUCUCAUCCCAGCCAGCCUCCAAACUGCCCUGGGAGCUGGAGGAGCCACAACUAAGACCUCAGGGUGUUCGGGUACCGUUGUCAGCAGGUACGAUUGAAACAAAGAUACUUCCCAUAAGAACCAACACCUCUCGUUCUUCCUCUAAGGGGUGGAGUUUCCCCAAGUCCUCUCCCUCAGUUUUGUCUCCUCCUACACCCUCCUCCAAUAAAAUAGAUAGUCUGGAAACAUCUCCAAAGUUCAUACAGUCGUUUACACCACACCCACUCCCAGAGAAAGCCGCUAAAGAUUGUGACAAAGUCCUUGAAAGUAAAAAAGAUGCUCUUUCAGCCAUUUCCAGAGCAAAGAGCAACGAGUGCAAAACUUUUAUCCGGAAUGUGACCUGUCUGCAGCAUUCCGGUCUACUGUACAGCAGGGAUAUACCGCAAGAGUGUCCACUCGGCUCUUUUCGCGGUCAUGACUUCAAGUAUCUCCCGUUCUCGCUUGGGACUGGUCCUCCGAUACGAAUAGUGUACCUCCUCUCGAUACACGGACGUGCCGUGCGACAGGUGAAGCGACUGCUCAAGGCUAUUUAUCAUGUUGAUCACUACUAUUACGUCCAUGUUGACUCGAGAUCAGACUACCUCCACCGGAAACUUUAUGAAGAUCUUUACGACCUCCCUAACGUAUAUUUCCCCACUUGGCGUAUGGCUACAAUUUGGGGUGGAGCCUCACUCUUGCAGAUGUUGCUACGGGCGAUGGAAGACCUGCAGUUUGUUCUCACGGACUGGAAUUGGGACUACUUCAUUAAUCUCAGUGAAUCUGACUACCCGUUGAGGACCAAUGACGAGUUGACUGGUUUCCUGAGAGUGCACAGAGGUAGCAACUUUAUCAAGACUCAUGGUGGAGACAUCAAAAAGUUUAUUCAGAAGCAGGGCCUGGAUCGUACGUUUGUUGAGUGUGACAAUCACAUGUGGCGUGUGGAUAUGAGACCCCUCCCCUCUGAGAUUACGGUGGACGGAGGGAGCGAUUGGAUUGUCCUUCACAGAAACUACAGCCGGUACCUGGUAGCAGACAAGAGCAAAUACCUCACUGAUAUCAAAAAAUACUACGAGUUCUCACUCCUGCCUGCUGAGUCGUUCUUCCACACUGUGAUCCGCAAUGGCCCAAUGUGUGAGUCGUUAGUUAGGAGCAAUCUGAGAGUGACCAAUUGGAACAGGAAGUUGGGUUGUCGCUGUCAAUACAAGCACAUAGUGGACUGGUGUGGAUGCUCUCCCAACGACUUCCUCGCCAAGGAUAUAGGACGCCUCAAAAGUCCUGGUAACCACCAUUUCUUUGCCCGCAAGUUCGAGGCUAUUGUGAGUCAAGAGAUCAUCUUUGGAUUGGACACUCACUUGUACGGUCCCCUCCCAGAGACCACACCCUCCCUUCGUUCUCACUGGGAGAGCGUCUAUCAUAUCGACGAUGAUGUCACCAAACCAUCGAAUGCACGCUUUAGCACAUAUCAGUCGUUUCUCCGGCAGAGUUUGAAGCUGCUAUACAACGAACAGGCGGACAAAAGUGGGGGUAGUGAAUGUGGUAUUCCGAAACAAGCCGUUGUGAAAGAAGUGCAUGUGUUACGAGAGAGAGACGAGUUUAAGGGUGUGGUUGUGACGCUCAAAGAUGCAAUGUCGGAUAGUUUCAAUCCCCCUGAAUUUGAGAUGCUGUUUGAACGGGUCUCUUACUUCGAGAGGAUGGACACGGGUGAUGACAUCAACCAGAGAAUACAAUCACUUGAGAUUGGCAGUGAAUGGGAUGGCAAAGAGAGCAUAUUCAGAAACUAUCCCGGUAUCAUAGGAGUGUGGGACGAGCCGGUGGCAGCCAUAAGACUGACAGCUGGUCGACAAAGCACUGUCCAUAUCAUUUGGGACGAUCCCCUUGGCCUGAGAAUAGCAAAUUUUCCAAUGAAAAUUGAAGCUGCCUGGAUUGUCACUUACCACAAACCGAAACUAGAGCUCCCAAUUCGACCUGGAGUAUGGACUGUCCGUUUAGAACUUCUGGAAGGCACAUUAUUAAUGAAAACCAAGCUCCUAGUCGUCCCCAUGACCCAUCACAACAAAGAAGUAUUGGGGUCACCGCAAACAGUCAAUGCAAAACGAUCUCUCACUGUGCAACCGAAUGCGUUGAUUUCUCAGGAAGAGUACACUCAGUGGAAGGAGAAUGUCUCAAAGUCUGGCCUAGAGUUAGAGAAAUGGAUGGACAGUUUAGUGAAAGACUAUUGGACGAUUGACAACUACUGUAGAAUUGACGCAGGUCAGAGUGGGGGGGAGCAGUGUACGUGGGUACAGAAUUGUGCCUCCACCAACUGGAGUACAUUCUCCCCUGACCCUAAAACUGAAAUAGGAGAAAUUAGAACUAAUGGCAGAAUUAGGUGAUCAUUGUUAUUCCUUCUUUAUUUUUUUAUCUCUUGUUGUAAUACAUGCAAUGCCAUUACUGACAAUCUACCACAAGAAUGUUAAUUAAAAGGA
This is a messenger RNA of Halichondria panicea, 2589 nucleotides long. RefSeq names its product xylosyltransferase 1-like. The record is from RefSeq and is a predicted model, not a curated record. Gene Ontology annotation, biological process: heparan sulfate proteoglycan biosynthetic process; chondroitin sulfate proteoglycan biosynthetic process. Gene Ontology annotation, cellular component: membrane. Gene Ontology annotation, molecular function: protein xylosyltransferase activity. The coding region runs from base 1 to 2496 and encodes 831 amino acids. The transcript is spliced from 8 exons. Lineage: Eukaryota; Metazoa; Porifera; Demospongiae; Suberitida; Halichondriidae.